CCACCCCCGCGCGUGCAGGGUUCUUCCCAUUGGUUCGCUGCCUGCCUCGGGAGCCCCCUGUGGCCUCCAACCAGGCAGCCUACUUGGCGCCCUGCCGCCAGUGCCCCCAAGCUGACCCUGCUCCCCAUUGGCUGCUUUGGGGGCCGCCGCCAUCUAAUGAGGAGGGGGGCGCAGAGUACCAGAGCACGCGCUCCCUGCGGCGGGAUCUAGCCCUGCAGCCUCGGGACCGGGCAGGGGCCGAAGCUGUGCAAAGGCCGAGAGACCGGCUUCUCUACGGAGGACACCCGUUCUCCCUCCGGACCUGGUCUGGGUCGCAGCUCGGGCUUCCCGUCGCGGAGCUGUGCAUCUCCAAGUCUGGAACCCAAGCCGCGAGGCUCCAGUAAGUACGAAGCACCCACGCAGCGUGCGAACCGGCUCAGGGCGCACGGAGAGAGUGUCCCUGCUCCUGUGUAUCCAGUGUGCGUCUCCGUUUACUUAUCCCCUUAAUCGUUUAUCCACCCAUCGUUUAUCGGUUCGUUUAUUUGGCAUUCUGGGUGCACUUGCUGCGCCGCUUGUCCACAUCCUUCUCUCCGACGGAUGUUGGGAAAUCCUGUGCCCUGAAGAAUUCGGACUGAGAUCCGAACGGAAGAGUGGUGUAGACGAGGGUGCAACCCCGGAGCGACCAUGUUCUACUAUCCCAGCGUGCUUCAGCGCCACACCGGCUGCUUCGCCACCAUCUGGCUGGCGGCAACGCGCGGCACCCGGUUGGUGAAGCGUGAAUACCUGAAGGUGAACGUGGUGAAGACCUGCGAGGAAAUCCUCAAUUACGUGCUGGUACGAGUCCAGCCCCCGCUGCCAGGCCUGCCGCGGCCCCGCUUCUCCCUUUAUCUCUCAGCCCAGCUCCAGAUCGGCGUCAUUCGGGUCUACUCUCAACAAUGCCAGUACCUUGUAGAGGACAUCCAGCACAUCCUGGAGCGCCUGCACCGGGCCCAGCUGCGGAUCCGCAUUGAUAUGGUGGAGACUGAACUACCCAGCCUGCUGCUGCCUAAUCACCUGGUCAGGAUGGAGGCUCUGGAAGAUGCUCCAGACCCCUUUUUUGGGAUGAUGUCUGUGGAGCCCAUACUGCCCAGUCCCUUCAAAAUCCCUCAGAUUCAACACCUCCUAGAGGCUGUGACCCCAGAGAGAGUUCUUGAAGAGAUCCCGCCUGAAGUUCCUAUAGAGCCAGAAAGGAUUCUGGUCACUGCACCGUCCCCCGAGGCCAUCACGCUCCUGGAGGUGGAGCCCAUACGUAUGCUAAAGAUUGAGGGUGAGCGGGACCUCCCAGAGAUCAGCCGCCGAGACUUGGACCUGCUGAUCGCAGAGGAGGAGGAAGCCAUCUUGUUAGAGGAACGUCGGCUAGAGUACGAAGAGGAGCUCCGGGCCCCAGAAAGGGAGGUCACAAUCCCCCCGCCCUCACCUCUAGCUCUUCCAGAGGUGGAGGAGGCUGCAGAGCCACUUCCGCCGAAGCCACCAGCCUGGGAGCCUGAGGCCCUACUUCCUGAGGUAACCCCCCCGCUGGAGCUGCGUCUGCCAGCCCCACCCAGCCCAGAGCGGAGGAGGCCCCCAGUCUCCCCACCUCCCAGGGUCCCACCUGCCCGCCGCCGCCGCUUAUUAUUCUGGGACCGGGAGACCCAGAUACCCCGGAAGGAAUUCCUGGAACAAAUGCAAACCAGAGCCCACUGCCGGGAGUGUCCAAUGGUGCAGCCUCCUGAGAGGAUGAUCACGAGCCCUGCAGAGCUGUUCCGAACCCCGACUCACUCUGGCCGGCUACCCCAAGAACUGCUGGCUUUCUGGACCCACUGUGCCCAGCCACUCCCACUAGCACUCAGGAGAAGGCCGCCCCUGGCGCCUGAGGAAGAGGAAGCUGAGAGGGAGGCGGCAGCUGAGGAGGAAAGGAGAAAGGCUGAAACUCCAAGCGAUAUCGAGGUCCUGAGGGAGGCCCUGGAGCCCAGUGUGCCCCUCAUGCUGCCUUCAGAGAUCUCCCUAGAAGCGGCUGAGGAGGAGAAGACCCGCAUCAGCCUCGUGCCCCCGGAAGAACGGUGGGUCUGGGCUGAGGAGCCAGAAGCCCCUGCAUUGCCCGUGGUGCCUGAGCUCCCUGAGGUGCCUGUGGAGAUGCCUGUGGAGCUGCCCCCAGAGCCUGAGCCGCUCUCACUGGAGGCUGUGCACAGGUACCAGGAAGGGCAUGCCUCCGUGGGUGGCCUGGGCUGCAGCCUCAGCUCACAGUUCUUGACCCCCACAGGGCAGUGGCACGGGAGCUGCAGGCCAAGAGGGAACCUGACUUCAGCAGCCUGGUGCCACCUCUCAGUCCCCGUAAGGUGGCCGCCCGGGUCUUCUACCUGCUCCUGGGUGAGCGAGGAAUGUGUGUGCCUGUGUGGGGGGUGGGGAGUGGACACACAGGCCAGCGGCUGCUGUAGGGACCCUCUCCUCUGACCAGCCCUCUCCUCCCCUCUUGACCAGUGCUUGCUGCACAGCAGAUCCUUUGUGUGAAACAAGAGGAGCCAUAUGGGCGCCUCCUGAUCCAGCCAGGGCCCCGAUUCCACUGCGGUUAGAGCCAAUUUACAAAGCUGCCAGGGAACCAGCUAUGGUAAACGGUGUCCUGCCUCACUUCUGAACACGGGUCUCUAUCCUUCCUGCUCCCAGCGCUACUGUUCAAGAAGAAAAUAAACUGCCUUUAUUACA
This is a messenger RNA of Lagenorhynchus albirostris (white-beaked dolphin), 2697 nucleotides long. RefSeq names its product REC8 meiotic recombination protein (gene REC8). Lineage: Eukaryota; Metazoa; Chordata; Mammalia; Artiodactyla; Delphinidae. The transcript is spliced from 17 exons. Gene Ontology annotation, cellular component: synaptonemal complex; cohesin complex. Gene Ontology annotation, biological process: synaptonemal complex assembly; replication-born double-strand break repair via sister chromatid exchange; mitotic sister chromatid cohesion. The coding region runs from base 664 to 2448 and encodes 594 amino acids. Gene Ontology annotation, molecular function: protein binding; chromatin binding. The record is from RefSeq and is a predicted model, not a curated record.